Molecule: messenger RNA, 1482 nt
Organism: Durusdinium trenchii
Lineage: Eukaryota; Dinophyceae; Suessiales; Symbiodiniaceae
Source: the annotation of a GenBank genome assembly
GUGAAUUUGCAGACACUCUCUGUACAUUUGCGCAGCCAUUCAGUUCAAGUUCUUUGGAAAGUCUUUUGACCACUGCAGCGUUGCAGACGCAAAGAUGCCACUCAAUGGAGUGGAAGCUGCCGAUACAGCUUUCAUUCUCAUUUGUGCAGCCUUGGUUCAGCUGAUGACCCCUGGACUGGCAUUCUUUUAUGGCGGGCUGGUGAAGGAUACGAGCGUACUGACAAUGAUGAUGCAGUGCUUUAUUUCUAUGGGCGUGACAAGCAUAUUUUGGUUCUUAUUUGGCUUCUCGCUCUGCUUUGGUGAGAGCGUGGGCUUUUUCGGAAACCCUUGGACCUACAUGGCCUUGCGGGGCCUGAGCGUUCACGAGGCCCUUCCUGGCCAGUCAAUUCCUGGUCUCCUUUUCAUGGCAUACCAAGGUAUGUUUGCAGUAAUAACUCCUGCCUUGAUGACCGGUGCAUUUGCAGAUCGCUUUCGCUUUAAACCAUACCUGUUUUUUAUUGUGCUUUGGCUUUUGUUUGUCUACUGUCCUUGGUGCCAUUGGCUAUGGGGUGGUGGCUUCCUUUAUCAGUGGGGAUGCAGAGACUUCGCUGGAGGCAUUGUAGUGCAUGUCACUGCUGGCUUCGGCGCUUUGGCCAGUCUCUUUGUGGUAGGCAAACGAGAGAUUCCUGAACAUGAAAAAGAUCAUCAUAGAAAGCCGCACAAUGUGCCGUUUGUUGCUUUGGGCACUGCGCUGCUGUGGUUUGGCUGGUUUGGCUUCAAUCCAGGAUCUGCGCUGGCUUGCAACGGAGUGGCGGUUGCAGCUGCUGUGAACUCUGAGAUUGCAGCAUCAGUGUCGACCUUUUUGUGGCUCCUGAUUGAGUGGAUCCGGCUUGGACGGCCCACUUUGAUUGGCCUUUGUGUCGGUGCUAUCGCGGGCCUUGCGACGAUUACACCUGCUGCUGGCUUCGUUGAACCAAGUGGUGCGUUUGUUUAUGGCCUGGUGGCAACCUUCUUUUGCUUUGCAUCAUGCGAACUGAUCAAGCAAAUGGGCUUGGAUGAUGCAUUGGAUGUGUGGGGCGUGCAUGGCAUGGGUGGCUGGAUUGGAUCAAUCCUGCUUGGAGCAUUUGCUGACAGCUCGGAAUGCAUGGGCGCAUCACCCCCCUCAAUCUGCCUCAAUCCAGGAGUGCCACCAUACCGGUCCUGGGAGCAGUUGGGCAAGCAAACUGUAGCUACGCUUUUCUGCAGCGUAUAUUCUUUGGCUGUUUCCUGGGUCCUGCUCAAGGCCAUUAGCAUGUGUAUGCCUUUGAAGCCACAAAGUCUUCAUGUUGAUCUUCAUGAACAUCACGAGGUGGCCUACCACAGCCCUAUUCGGAGCUACAUGCCGGGGACCGAGCAGAAGCUUCAGCAUCAAGGCAGCCAAGAGAGCCAAUCCUCCUCGUCUUCUGAGAGUUGGUUUUGAUUGUGAUUGAUUAAGCAGUGCCAAAUUUGCCCUGCGUGAAGGAG